Molecule: messenger RNA, 486 nt
Organism: Dovyalis caffra
Lineage: Eukaryota; Viridiplantae; Streptophyta; Magnoliopsida; Malpighiales; Salicaceae
Source: the annotation of a GenBank genome assembly
AUGGCUGCAGGAGGGCAAGAGAUUGUCUGCAGCACUAUUGAGGUGUGGAAGGAGAAGUUCGAGGAGUUUAAAAGAUCUAAGAAACUGGUUGUGUUGAGUUUUUGUGAUUCAGGGUGUCACGCACGCGAAUUCAUGGUCCCAGUUUUGAUAGGGUUAGCCAAGAAGCUGCCCAAAGUGACAUUCUUAAAGGCGGACCCAAAAUUACCGGCAAAACCCUAUGCCUUUACUCUUCGAUUCUGUUUAAUAUCUGUCUUUGGUCGUUGGGAAGUGAAUUAUAUUCUCCUGAAAGAAGGGGAAAUAGUGGACAGGAUUGAGGGUUCUAAUAAAACGACUGGAGUCCUCUGUAGAACAGGCACUUGCCAGGCCACCACAUGGAAUUUCAGUUUAAAGGGAUUUUCCUUGCCAGAAGAACCCAAAGCUUUGCAGAAGUACAAUAUCCACCCGAAAGCUAAUGGGAAUACCUACUCCCACAACUACGAAGUGUAA